AUGGAUAGUGAUAGUGGUGGUGCUGAUGGUAGUGGUGCGGGUGGUGGUGGCUGGGAUAGUGAAGCAACGCGGAAAAUCCGCGAACAGAUACGGGCCUAUACGUCCGCUGAGAUAAAUCGCCUGAUGAGGGAGGCCUUGCAGCAGCAGCAGCCGGCGGUACCUCGCCCCAUCCAGCAUCGAGGUGUAGUACACCGCGACCACGUCGCUGCACACCAACGGUUGUUUGACGACUAUUUCGCUGAGCAGCCGCGAUUUGGGGACAACUUCUUCCGGCGGCGUUUUAUGAUGCACCGGGAUCUAUUUAUGCAUAUCGUGAACGCUUUAGAGCGUCGGUACAAGUACUUCCGAUUCAGGGAGGAUGCGAGUGGCAGACCCAGUCACUCGCCUAUAUAG
Salvia splendens (bonfire salvia) is the source of this 393-nucleotide messenger RNA. RefSeq lists its product as uncharacterized. Bases 1 to 393 code for a protein of 130 amino acids. Lineage: Eukaryota; Viridiplantae; Streptophyta; Magnoliopsida; Lamiales; Lamiaceae. The transcript has a single exon. The record is from RefSeq and is a predicted model, not a curated record.